CUAGCUCACAAAUGUGCUGUGCGCAAUUAAUGAGUCAAUUACCAUGCAAACUUCUUUUGCUAACUGCAGCACUCUUGGCAUUCGUCGACUGCACGGGCGGUUAUGUUAGCGCUGUUUCGCUUAAUGGUUUAGAUAAUAAUGCCAAUUCAUUCAACAUCGAGAACGAGCCAAUUGCCUGUGAAUAUCCAGCCCUCACUCUAAGCGUUCGUGACGAUGUACAAACAUUGGACCCCUUACAUGACCCUAUUCUAGUCAGACGGCAAGCGACCCCUCCCAGACAGAUAGGCCGCAUAUUGGAUGCGGGGAUGGUCCUAUUUACCGGUGAGUCCCUGGUCAGUGACUGUGGGUAUAGGGCCGAGCUGGGACUGGAUGGCUUGCGGUUGGUGAUGGAUACUGAAGCUGGAGCUGUAGUUUACUGGUCGCUGGUUUCCGGCCACCAUGCAGCACUUGCCUUCCUCCAGCUGGACGAAGCAGGCGAAUUGCGAUUCUACACAGAGCAAGGUCAAGCCCUAUGGAACAGCAAUACCGUAUUGGGUAAAGGUAGCACUAGUCCCUACUCACUCAAACUCAUGAAUGACGGUAACUUAGUUGUGGUCGAUGCGAAGCAGCGCAUCCGAUGGGAAACCAACACUGUGCAAAAGAGCUGCAAAAGCUCAGAGCUGUGGACAGACUUUGUGAGCGCCAAACAAAAUGGCGAACAGCCUGUGCUGUUUGAUUAUUCCUAUGCGGGUUACAGGAAUUCCGAAGUAGGUCUACCGGACGUAUCUCUGCUUCAGCUGGAGCUGCCGAUCUUUGUGGUCACCAAUUAUGGCUGCGGGUCUAUGUCUGGGUAUUGCGACGCGGCGUUUCAGACCGCCAUUGACCUGGCUGUGAGCGCUGGCGGCGGUAUUAUAUACUUCCCCGAGGGUACCUUCUAUCUGGGUGAGCAGUUCAAAGACGUCAGCCAAGACGAGGAGCGGUUUAUGGUAACCGGGGGCAGGAUAGUGAUCAAGGGAGCCGGGCCCGACAAAACAACUCUGCACUGGGUGGGUGUGGACGGUCGCGCGGACUUUUGGAACCUGAGGUUCAAAGGAGAGGGCCGGACCGGUAAUAAAGCCAUUGUAGUACCGUACGCGUUCACGGCUGCCAGUAGCACGUACGUGCAGGUGGACUCGGUGCAGAAGUUCGAGGCGGGCGACUGUGUGGUCAUUGCACAGGACGGCGAUGCGUCCACGGCGGAGUUCUGGUACAACGGUGAGCCGUUUGACGAUGAUUGGAACGCGCCUUAUGUGCGUAUCCUUUCGUGCAUUGAGAAGAUAGUGGAGCAGGACGGCGCUAUAUUCCUAGUGCUGCAGGAGCCGCUGCCCUUUGAGCUACAGACGGUCCAGGGCGGACCGACCAUCACGGUGCAAAAAACCAGGUUUAUCGAGGAGGUGGGUGUGGAGGCGCUCUCCAUGACGAGUGAGUGGAAGACCUACCCGGAAGAGUUCCAGCACAAAAGUGGGGGGAUCACGGAGAACGGGUGGAAUAUCGUAGCCUUUGAGUUUGUGCGGAAUGCCUGGGUGCGGGACGUGUACUUCGACUCGGUGUCUGGGGCCGUCAUGACCGAAACCUGCAUGGCUGUGACGAUCAAGAACAACUGGGUCAAAGGGAAGAAAGGCCACUACGGGUUUCUGUCUCGCCGGUCUCGAGGCGUGCUGUUCAACGAAAACAAGUCCACCCAACACCACGGAACGUCCUUGCAGUCGUCCGAUAUCAACUCUGUGAUCCUGAAGGAUAUCAUGGAUGUGGGGCAGAGCAUUGACUUUCACGGCAAGUUUGCGUCGCGCACGCUAAUGGACCAGGUAGAGGGGGGUAUACUGAGCGGCAAUGGUGGGCACGACUCUAACCUACCUCACCACGCCAAAGGACUAACGCUAUGGAACUUCCAGCACCGAGGCAGCACAGAGAAGGAGAAGACUUCGUUCUACGACUUCUGGCCGCAGUUAGAUCUGCGGAGCUCCAUGGUAGAAGGGCGUACAGACCCCACAUACCAGACUACCAACCUUAUCUUCGAGGCUGUUAUUGCUGGUUUGCAAGGUGACGAAGGUGUGACGGUGGAUAAGAGGGAUCUGAAGUUGUAUGAGAGUCUGGGGGCGGCGGUGGAGCCCGCGAGUUUGUUUGAGGCACAGCUGGCGUUCAGGCUGUCGGGGUAUACUAAGGACCCACUCGAACGUUAGACUGUAUAUACAUACACACACACACACACACACACACAUAUAUAUAUAUAUAUAUACAUAUAUAUAUAUAUACAUAUAUAUCUAUAUCUAUAUAUUUA
Messenger RNA from Sphaeroforma arctica JP610, 2296 nucleotides. RefSeq lists its product as hypothetical. The transcript has 2 exons. Lineage: Eukaryota; Ichthyosporea; Ichthyophonida. The record is from RefSeq and is a predicted model, not a curated record. The coding region runs from base 12 to 2198 and encodes 728 amino acids.